CCCAGCCGCUGACGCGAGGACGAAGCUGCUGCACUGGCAACGCGCGUUGCUACAGCUGGCUGCGCCUGCUUCCGGCGGCCAUGGAUUCCUCCCUCUUGCAGGCUUUAAUUAAUUACUAUUGCCAGGAAGGCUAUUUUCAUCAUGUUCAAACAGUUGCCAAUGAAGGCCUUAAGACGUUCGGCGGUGACCCAGUGUUCCUUUUCUAUCGUAGUUACGGCAUGCUGAUGGAAGGGCACAUUCAAGAAGCUCUUCUUGACCUUGAAUCGAUUAAAAACAGACAAGAAGUUUCUCUCUGCACACUAAUGGCACUAAUCUAUGCCCACAAAAAGAGCCCAAAUCCAGAUCGUGAUGUCAUCUUGGAGCUAGAUGGCAAACUGAAGGAGCAUCGUAAGACAGCCGGGCAGGAGGCCUUGUAUUAUGCGGGGUUAUUCUUGUGGCAUAUUGGCCGCCACGAGAGAGCCCGCGAAUACGUGGACCGGAUGAUCAAGCUCUCUAACGGCAGUAAAGAGGGAUUGAUUUUGAAAGGUUGGCUUGAUGUCACCUCUGGAAAAGAAGCAAGUAUUAAAAAAGCGGCAAAAUAUUUUGAUGAAGGGCUGCAAAGUGGGAAUGAUAUAUUUGGCCUGAUGGGUAAAGCACAAUAUUCUGAAGUGCGCCAGAAUUACUCAGGAGCCUUGGAGACUGUGAAUCAAGUAAUAGCCCAUUUCCCACACUUCCUUCCUGCUUUUAUAAAGAAGAUGAAGCUGCAGCUGGCGUUGCAAGACUGGGAACAGGCCACUGAGACGGCACACAGGUUGCUGCAGAAAGAUGCUCUUACCUUGGAAGCUAUAAAAAUGGAGGCUGUUCGCCAUUUGUGUAGGGAAGGCAACAUACCCGAGGCUUCAUCAAAGCUGGCAGAACUGAUUAGUGCAUUGGAUAAGUUGGAACCUCAUAAUCCUCAGCUCUUCUGCAAAACAGCACUGGUUUUUAGCAGAACAUGUGGUCGCAAUCCGCUCAUCCUUCAACAAACACAGAUUUUGGUGGAAAGGGCAUCCAGCUUGGCCUCUCAUGAUGCCAAUAUUGCCACUGAACUUGGCUACCAGAUGAUUUUGCAAGGGAAAAUAAAGGAGGCGGUAAAAUGGUACAAGACUGGCAUGACUCUUGACGAGACAAGUGUUCCUGCGCUAACUGGAAUUAUCCGGAGCCAGCUAAUGGAAGGGAAGCUGGACGAUGUCGAGCAGCAGCUGGAGUUCCUGAAUGAAAUCCAACAGUCUAUCGGGAAAUCAGCGGAGCUCUCCUACUUGCGUGCAGUGUUGGCUAUGAAGAAACAUAAAGGACAAGAAGAAGUUAUAACUUUAUUGAAUGAUGUACUUGAUACGCAUUUUUCUUCUUUGCAAGGCUUACCUCUUGGUGUAGAAUAUUUUGAGAAAUUAAAUCCUGAUUUUUUGAUCGAGAUUAUUAAAGAGUAUCUCAAUUUUUGCCCAGCACAGCCUGCAGGUCCAGGACAGCCUCCUUCACCUCUUCUAAAACCUUGUGCGUCUGUUCUUGAAACAGUGGUAAAAACUGUCCCUGGCCUCCUGCAAGCAGCCUUCUUAGCUGCAAAGGUGAAAUACUUGUCAGGUAAUUGUGAAGCAUCCCAAAGUAUCCUGCAGCACUGUAUAGAUAAGAAUCCUUCAUAUGCAGAUGCUCAUCUUCUUAUGGCCCAAGUGUAUUUAUUGCAAAACAACUUCAGGCUCUGUUCUCAGUCCCUGGAACUCUGCCUAAGUUACAACUUUGAGGUUCGGGAACAUCCCUUGUACCAUUUAAUAAAAGCUCAGGCCCAGGUAAAGAUGGGCGAAAUAGAGGAAGCCAUCAAAACCUUGCAUAUGGCCAUGAACUUACCAGGGAUGAGAAGGACUGCAUCUUCCGCAAGAUCAAAAACAAAGCGGAUUGAAAUUGAUGGAAGUGACCGUGUGUCUGUCUAUCUCGAAUUGGUAAAUGCUCAUCGUUUGAAUGGUGAACAGCAUGAAGCCAUUAAAGUCCUCCAGGAUGCUAUCAAUGAAUUUUCCGGCACUCCUGAAGAGCUGAGAGUCAUGAUUGCUAAUGCAGACCUGUCUCUUGUGCAAGGAGAUAUUGAAGCUGCUUUGACUAUGCUCAGAAAUAUAACACCGGAGCAGAAUUACUACAUUCAAGCCAAAGAAAAAAUGGCGGAGAUCUAUCUGGUGCACAGGAGAGAUAAGAAGCUAUAUGUAAGCUGUUACAGAGACCUGGUAGAGAAACUGCCAAGUUCUCACACCUUUCUUCUCCUUGGUGAUGCAUGUAUGAAUAUCCAGGAGCCAGAAGAAGCCAUAGAAGUUUAUGAACAGGCGUUGAAGAAGAAUCCUAGAGAUGGAGCGUUGGCUCGUAAAAUUGGGAAUGCCCUAGUCAAGACUCACCACUAUUCCAAGGCAAUCAAUUAUUAUGAGGCUGCUCUGAAAACUGGACAGCAGAACUUCCUCUGUUAUGACCUGGCUGAGCUGUUACUGAAAUUAAACCAAUAUGAAAAAGCAGAAAAAGUCCUCCGGCAAAUUUUAGAUCAUGAACCUGGAAACGAUUUGUCUGCUCUGAUGGAAGAUACCCGUUACCAGGUGCUCCUUGCAAAGGCGUACAGCAAAAUGGAGAGGACCGAAGAUGCUGUUGUUUCAUUACAGCAGGCUCGAGACUUGCAGACCAAGGUGCUGAAACGGAUUCAGCUGGAGCAGCCAGACGCUGUUCCCGGGCAGAAGCGACUGGCAGCUGAGAUAUGUGCAGAGAUAGCAAAGCAUUCCGCAGCCCAGCAGAACUAUGAGAAAGCAAUUAAAUUUUACAAGGAAGCGCUUGUUCAUUGUGAGACAGACCACAAGGUGAUGCUGGAACUUGCACGCUUGUACCUCGCACACGAUGAUGUGGACACCUGCCAGCGUCAGUGCGCCCUCUUGCUGAGGAAUGAUCCGGACAAUGCCACAGCUGCAAUGAUGAUGGCUGACCUUAUGUUCAGGAAGCAGGACUAUGAACAAGCAGUCUUUCAUUUCCAGCAGCUCUUGGAUCGCAACCCUGAUAAUUAUGCAACACUGUCACGUUUGAUUGAUCUUUUAAGAAGAGCUGGAAAACUAGAGGAAGUUCCAAGAUUCCUUGCAAUGGCUGAGAAACAUUCUCCCAGGACAAAACUUGAUCCAGGUUUCCAUUAUUGCAAAGGACUGUAUCUUUGGUACACCGGUGAACCAAAUGAUGCCCUUCGACAUUUUAACAAAGCACGAAAGGACAAUGACUGGGGACAGAACGCCGUUUAUAAUAUGAUCGAAAUCUGCUUGAACCCUGACAAUGAAACAGUGGGAGGCGAAGCAUUCGAACACCUGGAUGCUGACACAGACAGUUCUACAGAAAAGCAAGAAUCGGUGCAGCUGGCUGUGCGAACGGCAGAGAAGCUCCUAAAGGAAUUGAAGCCUCAGACUGCCCAAGGUCAAGUGCAGCUUCGCAUCAUGGAAAAUUACUGUCUCGUGGCAACCAAACAAAAAUCAAAUGUUGAGCGAGCACUAAAUGCCUUUACAGAAAUUGUUGUUAAUGAGAAGGAUCAUGUCCCAGCACUUUUGGGAAUGGCUACAGCGUACAUGAUCUUAAAACAAACCCCACGAGCCAGGAACCAGUUGAAGCGGAUUUCAAAAAUGAACUGGAAUUCCAUUGAUGCGGAAGAGUUUGAAAAAAGUUGGCUUCUUCUUGCUGACAUUUACAUUCAGUCUUCAAAAUAUGACAUGGCUGGUGAAUUAUUAAAACGGUGCCUUCGGCACAACAGGUCCUGUUGCAAAGCGUAUGAAUAUAUGGGAUAUAUCAUGGAGAAGGAACAAGCGUACAAGGAUGCAGCUGCAAACUACGAGAUGGCCUGGAAAUAUGGAAACCAAACAAAUCCGGCAAUAGGUUUCAAAUUGGCCUUUAAUUACCUGAAAGCCAAGAGACACAUUGAUGCAAUCAAUGUUUGCCAUAAGGUACUAGAAGCACAUCCAAAUUAUCCGAAGAUCAGGAAAGAAAUACUCGAUAAGGCACGCGCAUCUAUCAGGACUUGAGCUAUAUUGUCCUUAGUGUGAACCGUUUCUGCCUUCUCAAAAUGAAAGCGACCACUGGAAAUAAGGAACCACAAGAGAGCUGGGCAGCAAUCCUUUUUGUUGGCACUUGAGGGAAGGACUGUACUUACAUGGCUAGACUUCCCACCAAAGCUGGAACAAGCGGUUCUGAACUCUUGCAGUCACACAACAGGAAAGCAAGCCCAGAUGGGGAAGCUACAAUUGGGCCUCCAGAGGCUAAAAGUUUGAAAGAUACCUUUCCAGGGAUGGCAGUGGAUUAUCCUGAAUCCAAAGCUGGAGUGCCUCGGAACUUCUCUGGCUGUUGCUGGGCAAGGCUUUUUGCUCUUGAGUAACCCAUCCUGAACAACAGCAGAAGCAGGUCUCAGGCUACCGGAACCAGGUUUUCUGGGGGAAAAUGUUGUUCAAGAUACAAUCAUGAAUUGUGCUAAUACUAUCCCUUUUGAAGACAUUUUGAAGCCAUCCAGAGAUGUUUCGGACAGGUUAGAAAUAUCCUAAUAAAUAAUAAAUACCUACAGAAGUGCUCUUGGCACUUCUACUGUCCACUUUAAGAUGUCAGAUAAAAAUAUUAUUUAGAAUAGCUUUCCCUGGUUGAAUUUGCUGCUGGUAAGCUUUUAAUGUUUCUGUUUGGUUUUACUGCUUCUGAUUUUAGUGUUGUUCUUAUUAGAUGAAUUUCUGAAUUGUCCCACAGAUUUUGUAAUUUUCGUAUCGGCUGUCCUGUACAUUUAAUCAGAAAGGCACAUGUUGGAGUCAUAAAUAAAAUGCAUGUAUACACUCAAA
Molecule: messenger RNA, 4826 nt
Organism: Varanus komodoensis (Komodo dragon)
Lineage: Eukaryota; Metazoa; Chordata; Lepidosauria; Squamata; Varanidae
Gene: TTC21B
Product: tetratricopeptide repeat domain 21B
Exons: 30
Coding region: 81-4031 (1316 amino acids)
Biological process (GO): protein localization to cilium; intraciliary retrograde transport
Cellular component (GO): intraciliary transport particle A
Molecular function (GO): protein binding
Source: RefSeq, a predicted model, not a curated record